UCCCUCUUUCCCUCUUCUUUCCCAAUUUCAAAACCUCCCUACUUCCCUAGUUCCAGCUACCAAGCCUCCAAAAUCGAACAGGAAAAACGGGGAAAAAAAAAGAAAAAAAGAACAUAAAAAUCCUCAAAUGGAUGAAUCAGGAGAAGAAGAAAUCACAGAAGCGCAAAAACAGCGAGCCGAAUCUAACCGUCGAGCCGCAUUAGCCAAGCGGAAAGCCGCUGCUUUAGCCGCCACCUCCACCACCAGCUCCACCGUCGCCGCUGUCACCACCACCAACUAUAAUUCAAACGCCAAUCAAUUUCAGAGUGCUUGGAAGCUGUUUAAGUGCCAAAAACUCUCAUCAUCUGGACGAAAGUGCUCUGAUUUUCGAAAACCACUAAUUUCCCCUCCUUCAACUGAGAAAUUUAGGGCUAGGCUUGAAAUUUGCUCCCCUGAUUCAUUCUUCAUCACGCCUUUUACGGUUCCAGGGUUUCCGUAUCCCGGUGAUGAAGCCUGCUUCGAGAAGCUGAGUGAUUGGCUAUCUAAUGUUGUACCACCCCACUAUACCCAGAACAAUGAAGGUGGAAGGGCCUGCAAAUAUAGCCUUGGGGAGUAUGAAUCAAUCUUGAAGUUGUUGAAGAACUGUGAAGGCGUUGAAUGUGAAGAGAUACCUUGGGGAACUUUUAAUGUGAUUGAAACAAUGUUACAUUCCUAUAGCGCUGGCAAAUGGAUACCUCAUAGGCCUGAAUUUCUUACUGAUGAGAAGGUUAAUGAAUUGAUCAGGAACCUCCCCAAAAAGUUGCUUGACGCGCUACUGCCUUUUCAAGUUGAAGGUGUUCAAUUUGGCUUAAGGAGGGGAGGGCGAUGUCUAAUAGCAGAUGAGAUGGGACUUGGUAAAACUCUACAGGCUAUUGCAAUAGCAGGCUGCUUCAGUAAUGAAGGUCCUAUACUUAUCGUCUGCCCAGCUAUUUUGAGAUACUCAUGGGCUGAAGAAUUGGAGCGCUGGCUUCCUUUCUGUUUGCCUUCUGAUAUUCAUCUAGUUUUUUGCCAUCAAGAUAAUCCUACACGUUUAGCUAAAUGUCCCAAGGUAGUGGUCAUUUCAUACAAAAUGCUUCAUCAUUUGUGGAGGAGCAUGUUGCAACAAGAGUGGGCUACUCUGAUUGUUGAUGAGUCACAUCAUCUACGUUGUACAAAGAAGAGAUCAGAACCAGAAGAGAUAAAAUCUGUGCUUGAUGUGGCAAUGAAGGUCAGGCAUUUAAUCCUACUAUCUGGGACUCCCUCCUUAUCAAGGCCAUUCGACAUUUUUCAUCAGAUAAAUAUGUUAUGGCCGGGCUUGCUUGGGGAGACCAAAUAUGAUUUUGCAAAGACAUACUGCUCAGUUAAACUUGUUAAUGGUUGUCAAGGGAAGGUUUUUCAGGAUUUCUCAAAGGGCAUACGUUUGGAGGAGUUAAAUGUUCUCUUAAGGCAAACUGUCAUGAUAAGGCGUUUGAAGCAGCAUGUGCUGGCACAGCUACCACCCAUACGCCGGAAAAUAAUGAGAUUAGUUUUGAGGAGAACUGAUAUUGCUUCUGCCAUGGCUGCUCUUGGAUUGGUUUUAGCAAAAUCAGAUUUUACUUCUUUCGUUGCUGCACUUGGUGUGCUCGAUAGUGACACUUCUGCAGAUGAUACUGAAGAUAAACUUUCUGAACUUAGUCAAGAUAAAAGCAACAUUCGAGACAUGAUGAAAAAGGAGGACCAAAUACUGGGUCUAGCGAAACUGUCGGGAUUCCUUGAGUGGCUCUCUAUACAUCCAAUGCUUUCAGGGUUUGAUGGUGAGGAAGUUACAGAAGCUAGUUUCAGUUCACAAAAAAUGAUAAUAUUUGCUCAUCACCAUAUUGUGUGUGACAGAAUACAGGAGUUUCUAUUGGAGAAAGGCGUGGAAUAUAUUCGAAUUGAUGCACAUGUAUCAUCUAUUGACAGGAAGGAAGCUGUUCAAUCCUUUCAAACAUCAAAACAGGUUAAGAUUGCUAUAAUUGGAAUAUUAGCUGGAGGCAUUGGACUUACCUUGACAGCAGCAAACAAUGUUGUUUUCUUAGAGUUGCCCAAGGAAAUCUCUAACUUGAACCAGGCUGAAUCUAGAGCUCAUAGGAUUGGACAGACGAAAGCAGUCAAUAUAUAUAUUUUUUGUGCAAAGGGUACUUCAGAUGAAUCUCGGUGGCAAAAGUUGAAUAAGAGUCUGUUUGAAGUUUCGGCUGUAAUGAAUGGGAAACAUGCUGCAAUACCUGAAAUCAAGGUUGAAAUGAUUUCCAAUAUUGAAACAACUGGAAUAACUGAUAAGAGAAAUGGUGAUCCAGUUAUACAGAGGGAAGGAGACAAUGUGGUUUCUGCUAAAAAUGUCAUGAUACCCCAGAUUUACUGUCAUAUACCAGGUUCAUGGCCUUCUGAUCAAUAUUGCGAAUCUUAUAAAGUGGCAAACAGAGGGAGUAGUGGGGAGAAUGGAAUUGGUAUUGUAUCUUCUGAAGUGGUAAGCCUUCCAUCAGAGGCUAGUCCAACCCUGGGCUGCAAUGCAUUUUCAGUCGCUAUCAGUGAAACUGCUGGAACAAUUUCUUCACAUAAUUUAGAUGAUAGUGAAGCAACCCAAAAAAAUGAGAAGGUGCACCCACAAAGUGAGGUAGAAUUAAACAGCAAUGCCUCUGAGCCAAUUGAGGCUGCUUCAACAAGCUCUGUACAAGUAGAGUAUCUGCGCUUUGAGGUGAGCCAAUAUACUGGAAGGAUCCACUUAUACUCUUGCAUACCUGGAAUGGAUUCAAGGCCACGACCACUUUUUUUGAGUUUCAGGCCUGAAGAACUUGAGUCAGAAGACCUUCAUGAGGAUGUUAUGAUACAGGGAAAAAAUUGUAUACAAGAUGAUCAUAGGUACCGAUCUGCAGUUUUAAUGUUUAUGAAGCAAUGGAACCAGUUGAGGCCUAUAGAACGUAGGAAAUUGCUGGUGAAGCCUUUGCAGUUGCCCUUGUCCACUGAACUGUGCUAUCUGAUGGAAUCCCUCAACCAUGAUAAAGGGGGACUGCUCAAAUGUGGAAGUACCAGACGUAUUACACCUUUAGAUGAGAUAACCAGCCGCUUACCAUCAGAUGCAGUUUUGAGAAAGGUCCAUCUAUGUAUUGGCGGCACCAAAAAGGAGAAAGUCUACACACAAGGGUGGUCUACUGAGGACAAACCACUCUGCAAGUUCUGCCAAAGUCCUUGCAUGAAUGAGAAUGCUAAGAGGCCUGAAUAUUUCGAGGAUCUUUUCUGUAACCUAGAAUGCUAUGUAGAAUAUAGCUCGAGAACCAAAACGAAAUACCUUAGACAGGCACUUUUCCAAGUCGAACGUGGCAUUUGCACAAUGUGUCAACUAGACUGCCAUGGACUUGUGGAGAAAAUUAAGCCUCUAUCACAUGAGAAUCGACAACAGUAUAUAAGAGUAGCUGCUCCAAAGUUAGCAAAGUGCAAAAAGCUAUUUGACAAGCUUAUUCAAGAUCCCACGGAGGGCAAUGCGUGGCAUGCAGACCAUCUUGUACCUGUAUAUCAAGGAGGAGGUGAAUGCAGACUAGAGAAUAUGCGGACCCUUUGCAUUGCUUGCCAUGCAGAUGUUACUGCUGCACAAUGUUCUGAACGACGUAUAACAAGAGCAGAUGCAAAGAGAGAACUUGAGGCUGCAAUGAAGAAAUUGGAUGGUCCUCAAAUGCAUGACGCAAUUGACAGCAAUCUAGAGUUUCAGAAACAUCAACAGGUCGAAGCUUGGGAUGGUAUAGAAGAGAAGGAACUUUUAGUUGAGGUUCCAGGGAGUGCAUAUUCCGGAGCAAAGGCUAAUAGUUCCAUAGAAAAUCAAGAACAAGAAAACCCUCAAGUUAAAGCAUGAAGUACCUAAGCAGUUGUGAAUCGGCAAGCACCAUUAUGUGCUGCAUUUUUUCGAAGUACCCUUUUUAGCUAAUGUAAAUUGUAGAAAGAAGAAAAAACAGUUGAUAAGUUGUAGGUUUUCUCUUGUUAAGCUGCUGAAAAAAGUCUCACACCAUUAUAUAUUUUAAUCUUGGCUAGAAAAAUUGUAAAAUAGCCUAGCUAUUUUAAGCAUGGGGAGCACUAUUAACUACAGCCUGAAGGUUGCCAAUACAAACAAAUUAAGGUAUAA
This is a messenger RNA of Coffea arabica (coffee), 4126 nucleotides long. RefSeq lists its product as uncharacterized. Gene Ontology annotation, molecular function: DNA endonuclease activity; zinc ion binding; nucleic acid binding. Gene Ontology annotation, cellular component: nuclear replication fork. NCBI's taxonomy places the organism in Eukaryota, Viridiplantae, Streptophyta, Magnoliopsida, Gentianales, Rubiaceae. The record is from RefSeq and is a predicted model, not a curated record. Gene Ontology annotation, biological process: DNA repair; replication fork processing.